AUGUCUUCUUCCAAUGCCAGCCAUCAGAGAGAUAGAAUAUCUACACAGCAAUACCAAUGUGAUCAAUGUGUCUUGUUUUUUGAUAACUACCAGAAGCUGCAAAACCACAAGAGAAUUCACAGAGGAGAUUCAGCAACAAUGACUGAAAUUGACCAGUCUAUUCUGGAUGAUGUUGACAUGUACCAUGACGAAAAUGAUACUAGUAAUGAAGAUGAAUCUUCUAUGGAGCUUGAUAAUACUAUUUCAUAUAAGUGCGCAUGUAAUUUUGAGGACAGUGAGGGUGAAGCUCACAUUUACAACAGCAGCCAAAUCAGUACAAAUACUUUUACCAAGGCCGAGUUAAUGAGUAUUCAUCUGUCUCAAUUGAUGCUACAGCAUAGAAUUGCUAGAGCAGCAUAUAGAGACAUUGUUCAAUUUAUAAACACUGUCAUCCGAGACCAUGACAAUAUAAUGAUGGAACCUGGGGCUAAGAUCAGUCAUGGCGAAACUGUUGAUGCUUUGCUCAAGUCAAAGUCAAGUGUCAAGAGCCAUGAGUAUGAUGAAUCUUGUGUUGACUGCGGCAAACCGCAAUACAAGACUGAUCCCAAUCAAAGUCAGACACCAGCCGCCAGUAUGAAACUUAUGUCAGUUGGGGAUAUGCUUUCUCAAAUGUUGGCAGAUCCAGCCACAAGAGAGCUCCUCUGUUACAGAGCAAACCGGGAAUCUGUAGCUGGUCAGCUAACUGACAUUUUUGAUGGUGACAAUUACAAGCAGUUGGUACAGCAGGGCCUGUUCUCCAAUCCCGAUGAUAUUGCCAUUGGGCUUUAUACCGAUGGGUUUGUCAAUCAAAAGAAAGGCAAAAACUCAUAUACCAUCAUCCAUUGCAUAAUAUUCAGCCUAGACCCAUCCAUCAGACAGAAUGGCAUGUACUUUGAUGACAUUUCCGCCCGGUUAAGACCUUUGGAAGACUUCAAAGUAGGCAACUCUUCGAAGAACAUAUACCAGCCAAGCAUAUAUACCCAACUCUCAACCUUCUCUGGAUCAUCAUUUUUUGCAUUAGAUGAACUUCAUUUAAUUGCAAGAGGGAUUGGAAAGCUUGUGUAUGACCUGAUUACCGUCACCCUCACAAAGGAAACCAAAUUUUAUUAUACCCAUCCAGACAAUACCCUCAAUACCACCGAAUACCCUUUUCAUAUACCAAGAGCAGACCUUGUAACAAUUGGAAACUGUAUCACCAGCUCACAAAAAUAUAUACCCACCUCAUUUCAAGGCAGUUUCGACAACAUAUUUGCCAAGAUCGAUGGUACUCACGCUGUGGACUGGCUUGACUUUCUCUUAUAUCUUGUCCCCACUUUGGUCGUGCCUUAUUUACCAAAUAGGGCUGUCAAAACAGCUCUAUUAUCUCUUGUGAAAGGUUGUGCACUUGCCUUGCAAUGGACGUUGACAUCAGAAUUGCUUGAUGAGAUGGAGUCAUACUUCAAGCACUGGCACUCGUUUUUAUACCAACAACAGCAGGGCCCCCUGCGAUGCUACUUCACUCGCUCAAUGGAGAGAGUAAUUGGUGUCUUCUUGAAAUUGAUAAAGUCCAAAUCAAAGGGUGGCCGAAACGCCAGUUUUCUCGUUGAGCAAUUUGCGAUUCACAAUUAUACCAGCAUGGCAAUCAGCAUCUGUGAUGAAAUCAACCUCAUUUGGCUAAAGCUAUAUGGAAGAGAGAGCUACAUGGACCUUCCUAAUGAUCCUAGUGGUGCGCAGUUGUGGGAGCUGUUUCAUCAGUUUGUUAAUUUGAACGAUGAUUUGGUGGAAGGUGUAGGCGGCCCUAGUGUGAAGGAAGCUUUAUUGAAAUACUACUGGAGAACAACAGGCUUGACUGGCCACAAGUUUGGUGACUCUGUUGUUGUUGUAGCUGCACGUCUGUGGAUGGACUUGACUGUAUAUUCCUCAUGCAUGUACCGAAGAAAGAAAAACGAGACCAGUCGUGGCAACCAUUACGUGAUGUUUACUUGCCCCUAUAGAAACAACCGUAAUGUAAUUGUUCACAGCUGGCUCAUCAGUACAGUACAGUUCUACUUUCAGCAUGUAGAUUUCUAUGGCUUCCCACACUUUCUUGCUUUUGUGGAGGUCAUGAAGGAACAUGACGCAGAUGGCCAUGACUCAUCAGUACCUAUUGUCAAACAACAGUCACAAAGCACCCAUACACUAGGCCACCAAACGCAACCGACUUAUGCAGUUAUAAGUGUAAAUGACAUUUGUCAUCAAGUUGGUCUGGUCCAAUACCCACCAAAUGGAAACCAGUUUUAUGUAAUCGUGCCCUAUUAUAUCUUUAACAAUAACAUGCGCAUUACUAAAGGCAAUCUUUCCAUUCUGUAA
Molecule: messenger RNA, 2346 nt
Organism: Phycomyces blakesleeanus NRRL 1555(-)
Lineage: Eukaryota; Fungi; Mucoromycota; Mucoromycetes; Mucorales; Phycomycetaceae
Product: C2H2-type zinc finger transcription factor
Exons: 9
Coding region: 1-2346 (781 amino acids)
Source: RefSeq, a predicted model, not a curated record